This is a messenger RNA of Clunio marinus, 583 nucleotides long. The record is from the annotation of a GenBank genome assembly. NCBI's taxonomy places the organism in Eukaryota, Metazoa, Arthropoda, Insecta, Diptera, Chironomidae.
AUGAAGGUUUUUAAAACUCUAACGUUAUCCAUGAUUCUUGGAGCUUUUGGAGUUCUCGAUUUGUCUUGGGCUAAACGAGUUAUUUCAUUCACUUCAGUAACUUGUUCAGGUUCAAAUAAAAGUAUGAUGAUUUUAGAAUGUUCCGUAAAGCCAGUUGCAGAAGAACAGAAUGGACUCAAUAUUGUCAUGGAUUUUUUUAAGAAAAUCGAAUCAUUUAUGCUGACUUACAAUUUCAGUAUAAAAAUAAGAAAAGGUUUUCGAUCUCUAGUAAAUGGUGAUAAACUGGACGUUUGCAAAUUUUUAAACGGAACUAAAACUAAAAGUAACGUGAUGAAUUAUGUCAUAGAUAUGGUCAAACAUACUUUUCCAGAAAGGUCACUGCGACCAUGUCCAUUAAUUGGUCGUCAUGAAUUGUUGAACAUUACAGCUGGUAGACCAGGCUCAACAGCGACUGUUUUCCCAGAAUCAUCCUAUCGUGUUACUAUGAAGUAUUCCACCAAUGAAGAUGAUAACAUUAUUUCAAUCUUAUUAUAUGUUGUUUCCAAAGAUAUUAAAGAAUAAAUUACUAAAAUCUUGUUUGCAU